Molecule: messenger RNA, 4335 nt
Organism: Stereum hirsutum FP-91666 SS1
Lineage: Eukaryota; Fungi; Basidiomycota; Agaricomycetes; Russulales; Stereaceae
Exons: 1
Coding region: 1-4335 (1444 amino acids)
Molecular function (GO): zinc ion binding; nucleic acid binding
Source: RefSeq, a predicted model, not a curated record
AUGAGCUCCCGAGGCCGUGGAGGAAAUCGCGGAGGAGGAUCUGGUGAUCCGUCCUCCUCGAACACGCGAGGCGGCGGUGCAAGGGGUGGUGGAGCAGGCAAGAGGCCGAGGACCAGGGCAGUGACUCGCGGCGCCGAUGAUGGCUCCCACGACUCGCAAGAGUCGACAGACCGCGAGUCCGGCGAUGAGCAGACCGACGCUCUCGACCAACGACCAUCAUCCCCCCUUUCCGCCCCUCCUUUUACAGCCCCCUCUCCAUCCAACAAUGGGACCCAUUCCCGAACCCCGACGCCCGACCUCAAAAAUUCCGAUGACGAUGACGAAGAAGCUCAACCGGAGCAGCGUCACCGUCAAACUCAACAGGUGAGUCAAGGCGCCACAACGAGUGGCGCAGCCUCUGCAGGGAGAGCCCAACGAAGGCUCUCCGAUGAUCAACAAUCCCUUCAGAAUGAAGGGAUGGAUAGACAAUCGUCUAUGGCCCCCUCCAAUGACCCUCUCGUCGAAACCGUCGAGCAGAAAUUGAGGGCGGCUCGGAAAGUGGCUACCGGGUUGUCGGCGCUUCAUGCGUCCACAAGGGAAGCUUACUCCGACUAUGACGAGAAAACGCGUCGAUUCCUGCAAGAGCAGGGAGAGAUGCGCACUCGUAUAAUGGACGAGAGCCAGGCUAUCAUCGAUAACCUGGUGGAAAUUGAAACCGCCUUCGAGCAAGACGGGCGGUUUCGAUUUUCGGAACCUUUGGUAUCUGCCGAAUUGGCAGAUAUAUACUCUAAAAGCGGGACUCGAACACCUAGUAAAAGGGUCCCGCAUAGUAAUCCGAUGCCCUCAUCCUCAUCCAAUAAGGAUGCAGAGGCGCGAGUGGACAAAGGUAAGUCCAGAGCAAUUAUGACUCAACGGGAGACAUCAGAAGAUGUCAAUCCGUUUGAGAGACUAGAGGGUGAGUCCGACGCCGAUUACCGGCGAAGGACUGGACCUGUUCACGCUCGUGUGGAGCGUGAAGAACAAGAGGCCGCAGAACAGCAGCGACAGCUGGCUGAAGACGCGGCCGCUGAACAUCGCCGAGCUCAAGAAGAGCUCGAAGCACACAGGCUCGCAAGGCAACAAGCUGAGCGAGCCGGAGAGGCAACUGGGGAAGGAUCUAACGGUCCUUACAGACCUGAUCCCCAUCAGUGGCAGGGUGAACCUGAAGAAGAGUACCGUAUACGGGUACGUAACUUCAGGAGGAUUAAUGGCCCUGCUCCUCCUACGACCCCUACGCCUCUGCGUUCGAUAAUACGAACCCCAGUAACACGCCGGGAAGAGGUGAGGUUUGCUGACGGUCCUCGUUAUCAAGACGAGGACCCUGGACCCUCAAUCAGCGCACGAGUUCCAAAUACUGGAGCUAGUGCUUAUGCUGAUUCGGACUAUAUUCCCCCUUCGUCGUAUUCUGCUACCAGGCCAGUGCAGGCAGGUAGUGCAGCGUCUCAAGUGAGUACUUCGAGACCAGCAGGAUGGGAUCAUCAGGAUCAUGAGCUACAGCUCAUAAUCGAGAUGAUCCAUCAUCACCUCGACAAUGAAGUGACAAACUCCGCGGGAGUAGCGUUCGCAAAGAACCUCAAAAUUGAGGUCGCGCAAUACUCUGGAGCUGACGAUCCGGAUGGAUUUCAUACCUUUAUGAUGAAAUUCAUCCGCCAGCUCCGGAUGUACAAACUUUGUGGUCAGAGUGAUGAGAUGGAGCAAGAACGUAUUCUUGCUCUAGGGCAAGUCCUUAAGGGUACUGCGCAGACCUGGUUCAACCAGGAAUACGACAGUAUCAGGGGAUUUACCCGUCACCAAACAUUUGAGAGUAUGGUGAGCGCCUUAUACCGGCGCUUCAUCCAUACAUCAAGUGCUCGUGUUGCUAACGAGCAAUACGAGAACUGCAAGUGGUCAGCGAAAGACACGGUCGGAGGAUUCUACGACCGUCUGUUGACCGCAGCAGAACGUUUGAGGAGUAUGCCAGACGCAUACUCACUCAAAUGUAAGUUCUUUUAUCAACUGCCGUCGAAGUUACGCCGACAGGCGAUACUCCAGCAGAGGGUAACCCCCGAGGACUCCACAAUGGCGGAGCUCCUCGAUGCCGCUAAAUGGUGCGAGCGUGGAUACACACUCGCAUCCAACUUCGAAGCAGAAGAUGAGAGAAAAACGAAGACAAGGUCUUCAUCUCUCAAAAUUAUUAGCAGGGAUAAUAAUCCCUCUAAUAAUAGACCCUCCUCUAGUAGGCCGACGUCAAGGCCUACGAAUCACCAUAAUCCGUCGGGGUCAACCAGACCCCAAAGAGACCACACGAGGAGUAGGACCCCGAGGGACUCUAACCCACGGGACUCUACUCCACGUAGGACGGACUCUACUCCUCGUCCGGCUGCCUCUCGUCCUCAAGGAGGGCAAACACAACGGCCCAGCGACCCGAACGCGUGCUACAAUUGUGGCAAGCUGGGGCACUGGGGCAGAGAUUGCCCUCAGAAGGAUGACAAGGAUAAGCAAAGGGACGGGGCUAACAAAAAGCGCCGCUUAUAUGCGCAGCGUCCGGUCGAUGACCGAAGCAACGAUGAACAAGAGAAUGACCGUCCGACUGACGGUCAUGUCCCAAGAACUACAAAUGAGGACACUCUACCAGAGGGUACCCCAUUUGUCGAAUAUUCCGACUCGGAGAACGGUGCAGGAGACUACACCGACCGCUCUGGUGAUGAAGGAUCACCAGGCGAAGACACCUCCGAUGUGGAAACUGAUAGUGAUGAUGAUAACCCCCGAGUGGGAGCCAUGAGGCUCCGUGGGGGUUGUGGCGAGGAAACAGAGGCAAAUGUCUCUGAUUCUGCGAUAACUGUCGAUUCGUCAGACUCUGAAGGAGACGAGAACGACGAAACGGCGACGAUAGGGCAGUCAAUGAGACUGCGAGUAACUAAUCGUCGUUUCGACGAUUCUGAAGGCGAAUAUGACUUCGAAUCAGGCGAUUUUGUCGAAGCCCGCGUAGAGUUCGUGCCUGAUGGCGACACGAGCUUUAAUAGCGAAAUGGAGGUGGAGGAAUCACUCCAGCGCUCUGAGGGCGAGGAGUCUCCUCCUCCAAGUCGCGCUCCCACACCAGAACGCCCAAUGCGGUCGUUCGUGGUCGAGCAGGCUGACGACACAACGGACGGAACUGUCUCUUCAUUUGAAGGACAGCCUGGUAAUGUGCCGACCCUGGGUGAGGCAUACUCCCUCGGAUGGCAAAGUGCCCUGAGGAUGGCUCUCACGGUGAUUGAAGCCCAGAAGGAUGACAUGUCCGACCAAGAUGGUUUGGGCAUGUUAAUAAAGGAAGGAAUCAGUCGGGCAGCUCGAGAGGUCAACAACUUGUUGACUGAUGAGCCCCCGGUGGUAAACUUACCCCCUCCUCCUCCCGUUGGCAAUAAGCUCAACGAAAGGAGUAGCAAGGUUGCCGAUUCUAUCCUCCGCGAGCGUCGCAGGCAGAAGAAGCGACGUCAGCGCCAGAAUAGGAAUGAGCGGCUGCAUACCGCUGAAGAUUUGCUGGCAGAAGUAGCAGCGGAGGUUGCUGCUACGAACAGCGAAUCUCACGAGCAGCCCUCAGUAUCUAUGAUGGCGAUGAACCCCUCGCGUGAGCGCACCAACAAGGAGGAAUACCGUCCUACGUGGGUGUAUGACGCCAAGAUCGUCAAGAGUGGCAAACAACCAGUACGAGGCAAACGCGAGGCCAUCGUACUGGCUGUAGAAAUCGAUAUCGCAGGGUUGAAGUGCUACACGCUCUUCGACUCUGGGAGUACGACCAACGCCAUCAGUCCUGAUGUUGCAGUUGUGUCGAAGACCCCACUUGUCGAGCUGGAUGAGCCAAUGACUCUCCAACUGGGUACAGUUGGCAGUAAGUCGACCAUAAACUAUGGUACGCAUGCCUUGGCCAAGAUGGGUACCUCCUCAUUUGAGGCGUAUUAUGAUGUCGCUAACAUCGACUAUUAUGAUGCGAUUCUGGGAACCCCGUUCCUACUGCAGCACAAAGUCAUACUUGACUUUGGCAAAAAAGCAGUAGAAAUUGACGGCCAGACUUACCCGGCAUUGACUCUCGAACAAGAGAGGGUCGUGCGUCGUCAGCGACGUACGUUCCGCCGUCAAGUUGACGAGGCCGCAUUGUACGCCCGGGAUAAACCCCCGGUGGCACGCGUACACACCAUGAAGGAUGUUAAUAAACAUCCUCAAUCUCUAUCAACCGAGGAGAUUCUAGCGUCCGAUGUGGCCGCCCCGCCUACUGUCCCUCCUCCGUCUGUCUCUCCUCCUCAGCAUCGCGUUUUCGGGAACCGAAAUGUGAGCGUUGAGGAGGUUCCGGAUGAGGAAUGA